This is a messenger RNA of Thlaspi arvense, 252 nucleotides long. The record is from the annotation of a GenBank genome assembly. Lineage: Eukaryota; Viridiplantae; Streptophyta; Magnoliopsida; Brassicales; Brassicaceae.
UGGUCGGAGGAAAAGGAAAGGUUAGGUGUUAAACGCGCUAACGUGCGCCGUGGGUGCAGCUUAAGAAGAAACGAGUGGCUGAGCAUAAAGCAGCUUUACUCAAAUCCGAAGGCUCCCGGAUUUAAGGAUUGGUUAAAUCCCCCAGAACUGUCCAUGGAGAUGAAGAGAUUCUCAGGUCCACGGAAAUAUGUUCAAGCUCCUGCCAAAGAUCUCGUCUGCCAUAACCACAGUUCACUGUAUAGACAAAAGUAA